This is a messenger RNA of Ilex paraguariensis (yerba mate), 3606 nucleotides long. The record is from the annotation of a GenBank genome assembly. Lineage: Eukaryota; Viridiplantae; Streptophyta; Magnoliopsida; Aquifoliales; Aquifoliaceae.
AUGAAGUAUGAAGAAGAGGACAAUGGUGCUGCUGGAAGAGUCCCUGAAUUUGGUGCAAUAUUCAUGGCCAACACUGCAACAAAAAGGGAGUGCUUUAGACGGAAAUUUUUUGGCCUUCCGUCUUCCCUAGCUAACUUUGUGAAACAGGUCAAAGCUGGAAUGAUUUUAUUUCUGUUUGAAUUUGAGAAGAGAGAACUUUUUGGAGUGUAUCGAGCUUGCUGUGAUGGAGCUAUGAAUCUUGUGCCCAAUGCAUUUAAUUCUGUAGGAAAGCAAUUCCCUGCACAGGUUAUUUUUACCCCAAUUUGGUACUGUAGUCCACUUUCUGAACAUGAAUUCCGGGAUGCAAUCAGAGAUAAUUAUUUUUCAACUAAAAAGUUCAACUUUGGUCUUUCUGAAGAUCAGGUUCGGAAGCUUCUAUGGUUAUGUAAUUCAAGAAAGUUAAAUACUAAACUACCUCGAAGGCAAUUGACAAGAAAAAUAAGCAGACUGCCGGGCAGAAGACUGGCUGAUGAUUAUAGGUUUGCAUUGAAUGAUGGGAUGGAAAUAGAAUAUGACGAGGGUGAUUACUUUGGGCCAGCCUGUUGGCACGAGGGCCCAGUGAACUCUUUGAAGACCGCCAAAAUAAUGGAUGAUCAUAUGGUGGAGAAUGAGCAUAAAGAUUCCCGAAUCCUCAAAAUCGGCGUCGCCAUCACUGUUAUCCUGGUUCACACGGAUCUCAACAUGAAGUAUGAAGAAGAGGACAAUGGUGCUGCUGGAAGAGUCCCUGAAUUUGGUGCAAUAUUCAUGGCCAACACUGCAACAAAAAGGGAGUGCUUUAGACGGAAAUUUUUUGGCCUUCCGUCUUCCCUAGCUAACUUUGUGAAACAGGUCAAAGCUGGAAUGAUUUUAUUUCUGUUUGAAUUUGAGAAGAGAGAACUUUUUGGAGUGUAUCGAGCUUGCUGUGAUGGAGCUAUGAAUCUUGUGCCCAAUGCAUUUAAUUCUGUAGGAAAGCAAUUCCCUGCACAGGUUAUUUUUACCCCAAUUUGGUACUGUAGUCCACUUUCUGAACAUGAAUUCCGGGAUGCAAUCAGAGAUAAUUAUUUUUCAACUAAAAAGUUCAACUUUGGUCUUUCUGAAGAUCAGGUUCGGAAGCUUCUAUGGUUAUGUAAUUCAAGAAAGUUAAAUACUAAACUACCUCGAAGGCAAUUGACAAGAAAAAUAAGCAGACUGCCGGGCAGAAGACUGGCUGAUGAUUAUAGGUUUGCAUUGAAUGAUGGGAUGGAAAUAGAAUAUGACGAGGGUGAUUACUUUGGGCCAGCCUGUUGGCACGAGGGCCCAGUGAACUCUUUGGAGACCGCCAAAAUAAUGGAUGAUCAUAUGGUGGAGAAUGAGCAUAAAGUUGACAAUUGUCUUGGACAGGACUUUUUGACUGAUGAUUAUCCUAGUGACACUUUGGGUCAAAGAAAAAGGAUAGAUAAUGAUGGCAGGUGUUUGAUCACUGAUGUCACAAAAAAUGAACAGUACAGUGAUCAUGGUCCUGGACAGGCCUUCUUGGGUGAAUAUAUUGGGGAUUCCUUUGGUAAAGUGAGAAGAGUUGCUGAUGAUGACCAGAUACUAACAGGUGAUAGGGUGGAAAGCGUAUGUGCAAUGGACAAUACUUUUGGGCCUGAUGUCCAUACUGAGUACCCUGGAAACUCUGUUGGUAGAGCAAGAAGAAUUGAUGAACAUGGCAGGUUUCUAAUGAGGGAGAGUUUAGGAAACGAAUGCAACUUGGGCAGUGGUUCAGGGUUGGUUAUCGCAGAUGAGCACCUUGGGAAGCCAUUGAGCAAAGUGAAAUUAGCAUAUGAUGGCAGUGUUUCAGUGAAUGAUAGUGUAAACAAUGAAUGUACUAUGGCCAGUUGUUUGAAGCCAGUAAGCCCUACUGAAUAUGUUGGAAUAAGACGAACGACUGAUGCUGAUUUUGCUCUGAUGAAUGAUAGGUUGCAAACUGAACACCAUGCGGACAGUGGUAUUGGGCCUGUCAAACCAACUGAGCAACUCAGUAACCGUCUGGGUAGGAUAAGAAGACCAAUUGAUGAUGACAGGUUUUUGAUGAGUGAGAGAGUCGAAACCAAAUUGUCUGAGCAUUUUUGGAACCAUUUGGGUGAAGGUAGAAGGGCAUCUAAUGAUGAAAGGUUUUCCAUCAGGAAUAUAAUAGAAAAUCAACAUCAUGCGGGUAACAAUUUUGACUUUGCGGUAUCAUCCGAGUGCUCGGCAUAUGCUCUAGGUGAAGUUAGACAAGUUGCUGAUGAUGGCAGGUUUACAAAGAGUGAUUAUGGACAUGUGGACAACUAUAUCGAGCCUUUUAGCAAACAAAAAAUGGAAACUGCGUAUUCAUUGCAACGGGAUAAACGCAGGGAUUCUUCUAUGUUCGCUCGCCCGACAGAACCACAAACCUUUGACUUUUCUUAUCCAUCAUCUCAUGAUGCUAUUGUUACAGGAGCUUCACCUUAUGGUGCUGGCACUCCUAGUGAAUGUCCUCCUUACCAUGGUUCUGAGGGGAAUAUACUCUCUUUGCAUAAGAGCAGAACAUCACCAUACCACCGACAGCCAAAAGGUUUAAGCGAAUGCCUGGAUGUUGCUUCUGGCUACGGAAGUAAGCUUCAGGUGCCUACUACUAUCAGCCAUCAUGACUACUCGGGCAGCUUAACCAGCAAGUCUUGCACAAAUCCUGGAUAUGCUGGAAACAUGGAAUUAAACACCUCUGCUCAUGAUGGCUAUGGAGGUUCAUUAUUUUCAGAGCCUUCUUUAGUUUCUGUGCCUUUUUCAAAGGGUGAAUUUUUUGAAAAGGAAAACAGGGGACAUUUAUCCUAUACCGGUUUCAGUAAGAAUCAAUCGUUUGAAUUGGAUAAUGAGUAUCGUGUGGUACCUGAAGGCAAAUAUGAGUCUAAUUAUUCGAGGCAUGAGAACAAUGACGGAUUUGCUGCCAAGGGUUUGCCUUCAUCUGCUGCAAAUCUGUCCCACUUGGGGAUUUACAGCCAUGAAAACGAUUUGAUCAAUCAAGGUAAUGCAUUCUAUCGAAUUUCUGAAGGUAGACAUCCUGAUUCAAAAGAUAAGAGACCUAGUGUUUUUGCACGCCUAAGUUCGGCUACAGGAGUACAUGUGCAAGAACAGCAAGAAAAUGAUCCUCAAGUUGUCUGUGAUGGCCAUAUGGAUGCAUCAGUGGAUGAAGUCAUGGAAAUGUUGUACGAGUGUCAGAACCACCAGGUGAGAAAGCUGAGAAAAUUUAAACCAGUACUUAAGCAACACGAUGAUGACGAAAUUGCUAGGAAUUAUGAGCAGACCAUUAAAAAGCAUGUAGAUUACGAUCAUUUAACCAUGAAAAAUUUGAGGACAAAAAUGGAUCCUUAUCGAGCUUUUGAAGAGAAUGGUAAUCAAAUGCUCAAAGAGACCCGAGCUGUGGAUUUUAAACGCCGUAGUGAAACAAAGAAAAAUCUAGAUGAAACUAGCACAAAAGGAUCUGUUGGGGUUGCAGAAGGUAAGGCCUUCUUGGGUAAGCAAUCCAAACGCAGAAAGCUUGUUAGGCCAGUGUUCGACGAUAAAGAUUCAUGUAAUGAAGGCAUCAACUGUGAUGGUGCUCAAGGUUAG